This is a messenger RNA of Esox lucius (northern pike), 5571 nucleotides long. It is a transcript of the gene ccnp, whose product is annotated as cyclin P. Gene Ontology annotation, cellular component: cyclin-dependent protein kinase holoenzyme complex; cytoplasm; nucleus. Bases 3010 to 4215 code for a protein of 401 amino acids. The record is from RefSeq and is a predicted model, not a curated record. Gene Ontology annotation, biological process: regulation of cyclin-dependent protein serine/threonine kinase activity; mitotic cell cycle phase transition. The transcript is spliced from 10 exons. NCBI's taxonomy places the organism in Eukaryota, Metazoa, Chordata, Actinopteri, Esociformes, Esocidae. Gene Ontology annotation, molecular function: cyclin-dependent protein serine/threonine kinase regulator activity.
GGAUGAAAGUGGAUGAACAAACAUUUGAAUCGCAACAUCUGUUAUGUCUGCAUCUGCAUGGAUGUCUUUCGGAUUCUCUAUGUUGGACACUACACGGCACAGUCAGUAUGUUUUAAGGGGAAAAAGAGAGAUGGAUUAAAAUAAAGGCUUGUUCUUCCCCUGGUGGUUUGAAUAGCCCGGGGGAAAGAAGAGAGGACCACAAAUCCAGUCUGGCCAAUCCCUUGUUUGGAGCCCUGUCACAAUGCCAGUCUGGCCAAUCCCUUGUCUGGAGCCCUGUCACAAUGCCAGUCUGGCCAAUCCCUUGUCUGGAGCCCUGUCACAAUGCCAGUCUGGCCAAUCCCUUGUCUGGAGCCCUGUCACAAUGCCAGUCUGGCCAAUCCCUUGUCUGGAGCCCUGUCACAAUGCCAGUCUGGCCAAUCCCUUGUCUGGAGCCCUGUCACAAUGCCAGUCUGGCCAAUCCUGUUGGGAGCCCUCUCCAGAUCUCUACACAGCCAAUAACGAGGGAGUUCUUUUGUCCAGAGCAGCGUUGAACUGAAUUAUGGUCUUUAAUCUGACUGGGGAAAAGCAACCUCAAACCAAUUAUCUGCUUCACUUAUUCAUAUUAUCAACAGGGUAGAAUGGUUCAUUGUUUAGAAGCCUACAACAUCACUUUUCCAUGAGUUACAAUUUUCAAAAUAUGUUUUUGAUGGAAAGCCGAUGAAACAAAGAGAUGAAAUGUAUACAUUCUGUGCUGGAAAAACAAAUACUACUCAUUACUCUCCACAUGCUCAACCAAAGUCACUUUUGUUUUAGCCAACCUUGCUGUUGCUUAGAGCAAUCUGGCCAACUCUGCCGGGUUUUUGGGGGAGGUUUUAUUUAAUUUUUUCAGAGCAGUGCAACUGGCUAAGCCAAGGAGGCUGAGCGGUUCUAAAUCCACUGCAAUCAUGCUGGUGCAAACACCUCCCACCAGGCGAGCCUGGGCCCGAUAAUCAAAUCCCCCAAUGGUUCCAGAAACCGGCACUUCCUCUGAGCAGGAAUACCAUUCAAUCCUUUCCUCGAAUCGUCUGUUCACUUAUUAUCUGGAUGCAUUGUUGUUAAGAGGUUUUUCUACAGCUAAGCAUUUGAAUGUUCAAUCAUGUAUCAAUUGUUAUUUGUGAUGAGGUCACUUAAAGUCUUCCAUGAUUGAUGUGGGAGGUAUUUGUUUUAUUCAGUCAAUUGUUAUGGAAAAUGGAAUUGAACCUUCUCUUGGUGUGAACCAGCCACCUACCAGUCCAACAUGCAGUGGAAUGGUUGCUGGUGAAACCAAAUUGCAAUCCACAGUAAAGUGCUGUGACAUUUUUUUUGUUGCCUUUUUUGAAAUAUUUCUUUACUCAAGUAACCUCAAAACAUGUUUGUCAUUUUUUUUGUCCAUUUGUUUCUUAACUUUGGAAGACAUUGUCUCGUUUAAGUAUAUAUAAUAUAAAUAUAUCGGGGGGGGGGAUAUAUUGUCUAUUUUGAUAAUUCCCAUGCUGUUUUGUGUGCGCUCUCGUGCUCAACAGCAGGUUAAUGUGGGCCAUUGUAGGACAGCAGACGCGUGUUCUCCAUCUGGAUCCUUCAGCCCUACCUGAGUGUGGUCAGUGCUGUACUCGAGUACUGUGGCUAGGGCAAAAUUCCAUAAUUUCACCAUCCCCUUUGGACUUAGGCCCAUAUUUAGGCCUGUUAAAGGCAGCUUCGGAAACGGCAGGACCGGAUUUCAGGACAACCUCACUCUAAUGGACCUUUUGUCGUGUUGCCUUCAGUGUUAGGAUGGCCACUAGGAGGUGCUGUAGAUAUUUUCUGAAGUUGGCACUGGCCUUAAAGCCACAAUCUCUGCACCUUGCUGUUAAAAUAGUGGCUACGCUUUGUCUAGUCAAGUAGUGUAUGUAUACCUAACCUGCAACAAAUACCACUGAUCCUCAACCUUUCCUGUAGGCUUUAUACACAGACACAAUAAAAACCUCUUCACUGGCUUUUUUUGUAAAUGUCAAAAAUGUCUAGAGUUGACAAAUUCAUAAUUAUUAGGUCAGCAUUUUUGGAUUUAAUCGUUGCUUUGCCAUGAUUACCUUGUUUUUCUGUAUUUUGAAUGUGGUCCACAGUCACGAAUGUUAUCUUUAUUCUGGUGCACCAAUAAUUAUUUGCCUGUUGAGGUUUAGUUGGUGAGGAGGUCAGGUAAUCAUUAACGGGGGAGAUGACAAAUUAUAAUUUUUUUAAAACGAAUGUCCUCACCUGCCUCCUUCUGAAAAGUUCACAUUAUUGCAGAUUCAAUUUGUGCCCCAUCAAGUGAUGAACAAUGCAUGAUUUUGAGUUUUGAGGGAGGGAGAAUUGAUUUAACAAGUGUGUGGAUAACCUGUCGCAGGACAUAAAUCCAGUCGCCUAUAGGAAUAUUGUGAACAUUUGAUCACUAAGGUUUCCAGGUCAUAGAGGAGAAAGGAGGGGGUACGAGGAUUCCGCAUUAACCUUUACAGAGUGAGGGGGGAAACACUGGUGAGAAAGGUGAUGUGCCAGUAAAGAUUCUUACAUGAUUUAGUGUUUGUGUCUCUUCAUUUGGUUUACUGGUUGAGGGCAGAUAAGUAUAGCAUAUGCUACUUUCUGCAGUCAUGCCCCUGAGCAAGGCACUUUACCUUUACUUGCUUCAGGACACUGCAGGAGCCUGCCUUUAGUUUGUGAUGUGUGUUCUAUCAAUCUGGGCACUGGAACAACAAAAGUGAUGCAAAGCAAAUUGAUCAAUAAAGCAAACAUUGUGUUACAUUUUUUAAAGUGUGGAAUGUGCUUGUUUGGUAUGUUUGAGAGUAUCAAAUGACUGCAGGCAAUUGUCAGCGGACUCUCCUACAAGUCACCUCAUAAAGCACCUGGCUAAAAUCCUCAGCCAAUGCUAGCGGACUAUGAGCGCUGACGUCCCCGGGAGAGAGAGAGGCUGCCAAGGGUUGGACAAAAGAAGGCUGAACCCGAGAUGCGUACCUGCAGGUAGCUGCAGGGCCUCUAGUGAAUUUGCUGUGUCCGGAUCGAAGCAUAAUGGCCAAGACCGGAUUCUGCGAUUCCAUGCCUCUGCUGGACUUACACAAGAAGACUACAGAAGAGAGGCGAGCCCCGCUGAGAGCCUGGUCUAACGCAAGUGGACCCAAAGAACGCUGGCAUCCCCAGGAGGGAGAGGAGCAGCCCAGGGGUGUCCAACAGAAAACUGAACCGGAGCGCAGAUGGGUCAGGAGGUUGCCUGUGUCAACAGAAGAUGGCAUUAUCAUGGGCUUCCAUGAGAAUGAAAGUUCCUCUUAUUCAGAUGGCUAUAAGGAGGAUGAGGCGGUGCUGCUCUACUUGCACGGCCUGCAGGGCCUCCACAGCCUGCAGACCCUGGUGCCUGGCCUGCUGCGUCAUGAGAUGGAGCUGGCUAUGGAGAAACUGGGUCUGAUCUAUGACAGGAGCUACGCCUGGGAUGUUUUCUCUGAUAUGAUGAGAAGUCAGUUGCGUUUCACCUUUCCCAACGCAGACCUACCCAGACCAUUCACAGACACCACACGUGCCAUCCUAGUUGAUUGGCUGAUCCAAGUUCAUGGGGUCUUCCAUUUCUCAGAAGAGACACUUUACCUGUCUGUUCACCUUUUGAACCGCUCCCUCCGCCAGAUCAAGGUGAACACAGCCAACCUGCAGCUGCUGGGUGUAGUUUGUCUCUUCCUGGCAGCCAAAAAAGAAGAGUGUCUUCUACCUGAGGUGUCUGAGCUGUGCUUCCUUAUGGAGAACAGCUACUCUAAGAGACAGCUGCUUCGUAUGGAGCGUCGGGUCCUCACAGAGCUGAAGUUUGAGGUGUCACACAGCUCCCCGCUGCAUUUUCUGCUCCUCUCCGCUUCCAUCGCCCACUGCAGCACCAAGGUGGUGUGGAUGGCCCGUUACCUGCUGGAGCUCUCCCUACUGGAGGGACAGUGUGUGGUGUUCCUGGCUGCCCAGCUAGCCGGUGCUGCCCUCUGUCUGGCCCGCAGGAUACUGCAGGAGCCCCCCACACCUGAGAGAGAGACCGCCUGGUGUAUUGCCUCCAGUAUCCACAUGGGCAGUGAGGCAACCCUGUUGAAGAUCAUGCACAUCCAGGCAGGAGCUGCAGCCCGUGCACAGAGCAGAGACACCUGUGCCACUUUCCUCAAGUUCUCCACAGGGGAGACCAUGCAUGUCAGCAAUCACCUGGCCUUGCAGAGUGCUCCCAGUCUGCUGAGCCUCACUGCUACACACACCUGAAGCUGAGCAGCAGGUUGCAGCUGACUUUACACACACCUGAAGCUGAGCAGCAGGUUGCAGCUGACUUUACACACACCUGAAGCUGAGCAGCAGGUUGCAGCUGACUUUACACACACCUGAAGCUGAGCAGCAGGUUGCAGCUGACUUUACACACACCUGAAGCUGAGCAGCAGGUUGCAGCUGACUUUACACACACCUGAAGCUGAGCAGCAGGUUGCAGCUGACUUUACACACACCUGAAGCUGAGCAGCAGGUUGCAGCUGACUUUACACACACCUGAAGCUGAGCAGCAGGUUGCAGCUGACUUUACACACACCUGAAGCUGAGCAGCAGGUUGCAGCUGACUUUACACACACCUGAAGCUGAGCAGCAGGUUGCAGCUGACUUUACACACACCUGAAGCUGUGCAGCAGGUUGCAGCUGACUUUACACACACCUGAAGCUGUGCAGCAGGUUGCAGCUGACUUUACACACACCUGAAGCUGUGCAGCAGGUUGCAGCUGACUUUACACACACCUGAAGCUGUGCAGCAGGUUGCAGCUGACUUUACACACACCUGAAGCUGUGCAGCAGGUUGCAGCUGACUUUACACACACCUGAAGCUGUGCAGCAGGUUGCAGCUGACUUUACACACACCUGAAGCUGUGCAGCAGGUUGCAGCUGACUUUACACACACCUGAAGCUGUGCAGCAGGUUGCAGCUGACUUUACACACACCUGAAGCUGAGCAGCAGGUUGCAGCUGACUUUACACACACCUGAAGCUGAGCAGCAGGUUGCAGCUGACUUUACACACACCUGAAGCUGAGCAGCAGGUUGCAGCUACAUGGGAAUAGGCUUGUCACUGGUUCGGUGACGACAAGGCAUUUUAGGAUUGUGCUAAAUCAGGAUUGCAUUCUAAUGAAUUCAGGGACAUCUUGAAUGAGGAUUGACUUCCACAGGACAGCAGUAGAUCUGUUGAACCCCAGUCAUCUUUUCCCGGACUAACUUUGCAUACUGUAAAUGAUUGAGCUUAAUGAAAUAAAGGCUUGUGCGAAUACAUUUGACGUACCUCGUCGAGGAAAGAGGUGCAGCUUUUGGGGUAGGCUUGGGAUGUGAAUGUAAUUUGCUGUACCAAACUACCUUGUUUGGUCAGCUGGACCGUGUCACUUUUGGCCAGUGCCACAUUUAUUUUAUGCUCUUAUCUUACAUCUAAUCAGAAUGAAUGUUUUGUAUUUUGAUGUUUGUCUUUUUUUACUGUUUCUUGUAAUUUGGUCAGUUAAGUGUUGGAACAAAGUGAUCGUCCAGUGUUUAAAUGUGCCAAAUGGUUUAAUAUUACUUUUAAUGUUAAAUAAAAAAAAUAGUUGUGCUGCUUCUAA